Molecule: messenger RNA, 1523 nt
Organism: Opisthocomus hoazin
Lineage: Eukaryota; Metazoa; Chordata; Aves; Opisthocomiformes; Opisthocomidae
Source: RefSeq, a predicted model, not a curated record
AUGGUGAUAUAUACACCACAGAAAAGACUACGAUCAGAGCUGGUGUACCUAGCAAGACAAAGCAAGGAGACGCAAAUACCUGGACUUGCACAGUUUGGAGCAGAAUUUCGACGAUUUUCUCUGGAGAGAUCCAAACCUGGAAAGUUUGAGGAGUUCUAUGGAUUACUGCAGCAUGUGCACAAGAUACCAAAUGUCGAUGUUCUAGUGGGAUAUACGGACAUUCAUGGAGACCUGUUGCCUAUCAAUAAUGAUGACAAUUAUCAUAAAGCAGUUUCCACAGCCAAUCCUCUACUCAGGAUUUUCAUUCAGAGAAAAGAAGAUGCAGACUACAGUGCCUUUGGUACGGAUACUAUGACGAGGAAGAAAAAUGUCUUAUCAAAUGUGUUACGUCCAGAUAAUCACAAGAAGAAACCACACAUUGUCAUUAGCAUGCCACAAGACUUCAGACCAGUGUCUUCUAUUAUAGAUGUAGAUAUUCUUCCAGAAACCCAUCGCAGGGUACGACUUUACAAAUACGGAACUGACAAACCGCUUGGAUUCUAUAUACGAGAUGGCUCUAGUGUCAGAGUAACGCCACAUGGACUAGAGAAAGUUCCGGGGAUUUUCAUAUCUAGGCUUGUCCCUGGAGGUCUGGCUCAAAGCACAGGCUUACUGGCUGUCAAUGAUGAAGUACUGGAGGUGAAUGGAAUAGAGGUUUCAGGAAAAAGCCUUGAUCAGGUUACGGACAUGAUGAUUGCAAACAGCCGUAACCUGAUCAUUACGGUAAGACCAGCAAACCAGAGAAAUAAUGUUGUCAGGAACAGUCGGACUUCUGGCAGCUCCGGUCAGUCUACUGAAUCGAGCCUUCCAAGUAGCACACCAAAUAUUUUAGCAAAUUUCUUGCAUGGAGAAGAGGAGAGCGAUGAAGAGGACAUUAUUAUUGAAGACAGUGGUGAGCCACAGCAGAUUCCAAAAGCCGCACCUACUAGUGAAAGCCUGGAAUCGUUGAUGCAAGUUGAACUCCUUCAUGAGUCAACACAAAAUGGAUUUCUUCCUUCCAAUGAGAUGGACUUGAAUCAUUCAGCAGGCAGCAUUAGCAUGGAAUGUGAAGUACGAGAUCCAGAUCAUAAGUCAUUAGAAGAAGAUGGAACUAUAAUAACGCUAUGAAAUUAUUGAUGUACUUUGUACUAAGUGAGGAUGCCAUACAUGUUUUAAUUUGGCUUAAUGUGUAAUAUUUUAUACCUCUCCAUCAACUGAGCACUACAGUUAGAUUAAAAGGAGGGAAAAAAGUAAAUACAAGAAGUUCAAAAUUAUGUAAGUUGACUAACUUCAGUUAAUUCUGCACUUCAAUGUAAAUACUUCACAAAGAUGGAAGAUAAUUGAUAAAUUACUGAAAUUAGAUGAGGAAAAUGUAAACUGAAGAUGAAGGAUAGCUAAGAGAUCGCUGUGAGCUUUCUUUUAAAGGUACUUGAUUUUAUUUUUUUUAAUGCAGAAUACUACUGGUUCUACAGAAGUAAACUUCCAUUAUUGUGUGCGGUUGACUA